AAAAGACAAAAGCUAAAGAGGAAUCAGAAUCAAGCAUCCGGUUCCAAUAAACGCUAAUAGGGUUGUCGAAUUCACGCCCAAAUCGGUGAGAGGAGACAGAAGACAGAGAGAGAGAGAAAUGGAAGGAUGGGAUCCGAGCACGAAGUCGACGCUAACGCGGAUUCCGCUUCUGACGACAAAGGCAGGGCCAAGAGACGGCGAUGCAUGGAAGCAGAGGCUUAAAGAAGAGUACAAGUCUCUGAUCGCUUAUACCCAGAUGAACAAGUCCAACGACAACGACUGGUUCCGUAUCUCCGCCGCCAAUCCCGAAGGCACUCGUUGGACUGGAAAGUGUUGGUAUGUUCACAAUCUCCUCAAAUACGAAUUCGAUCUGCAAUUCGAUAUCCCUAUCACCUACCCUGCUACUGCUCCCGAGCUUGAGCUGCCUGAAAUCGACGGCAAAACUCAGAAGAUGUAUCGAGGUGGGAAGAUUUGCCUGACUGUGCAUUUCAAGCCUCUCUGGGCUAAAAACUGUCCUCGGUUUGGUAUAGCGCAUGCACUUUGUUUGGGGCUUGCUCCAUGGCUUGCUGCAGAGAUUCCAAUUCUUGUGGACUCAGGCAUGAUUAAGCACAAAGAUGACACUGCCUCAUCUGCCGAAUCUUAGUCUUUGAAUCUCAGACUUGAGGUGUUUAUCAGUAAAAGCUGAACUCAGAAAUGACCUAGGUGGAUGGAUGCGUCUGCCCUAUAAAACGCUUACAUGAAACCCAAUAAAGAUUUUAAGUUAUUGCAAUGUUCUUCUUGAAAUACUUGUACAAGUUGAGAAUAUAUGUUCAUUCCUACUUUGGAACCGGUUCGUGCAAGGUGUGGAUAUGCUAUUACGAACCAUCGUAUAUGAUUGCUUUUUUGUUU
Messenger RNA from Eutrema salsugineum, 888 nucleotides. RefSeq names its product ubiquitin-fold modifier-conjugating enzyme 1. Gene Ontology annotation, cellular component: cytoplasm. The record is from RefSeq and is a predicted model, not a curated record. NCBI's taxonomy places the organism in Eukaryota, Viridiplantae, Streptophyta, Magnoliopsida, Brassicales, Brassicaceae. The transcript has 3 exons. Bases 119 to 643 code for a protein of 174 amino acids. Gene Ontology annotation, molecular function: UFM1 conjugating enzyme activity. Gene Ontology annotation, biological process: protein K69-linked ufmylation.